GUUUGAAAACGUUUUGUGGAGAGCAUCUUCAGGCAUCAAGGGAGGAGCAUCAUAGAAGAAACUGAUGCCCUUUUAACUGAUUGUUGUUUAUUCAUCUGUGGCAUAUUAACGAUUUUUGCCUAUCGUUAAACCCGUUCGGAUCAAACAGGUACCAAAUAUUAAGGGCCUAAAGCCACUUAAUUAGCUGGAAAGAUAAGGGUACACCAAGAGUUGUGUGGAAGCUUGAAUUCUCUGGGAAUCUGGGGAUGCAGCAUGCUUAAGCUCCAUGGUCUAGCCUAUGAGCAUGUCGCUAUUUCCUAGCAGUACAGCGUCUCACAAUCACGAUCCAGCAUUUGUGAUUUGUAGCUCAAAUAGUCCAAAAAAGGAAAAACAUGUAUGGUUGCUUGAUCACGAUCACGGUACUCAAGAUUCAUCGAAAUCAUUGGACCGCAUCACUAUUUGUUAUACAGUUCUAAAUUGUGUAAGUGUCAAGGGCUCAAGCUGACACUCUGUCUUCACCUAUCGUUUUGAUCUAGAGUGGCUGCUGAGUCAUCAAAACGCUGCCAACCUUCAUGGUUGAACAGUGGACGUCGCGUAUAACCACCAGCUACAAUGUUUAUAUCAGGUGCUGAUGGAUCACUGAAUCAUUAGUUAGGCUGUCCCUAUACUGGACGAUAUCUUGCAACUAGCAACUAGCUUUGUAGACGUCGAAGGUCUAAUCGCUAUAGCGUUUGAUUUUAUUGAACCUUAUAUAUGACAGAUAAUUUUAUUCUGUGCUGAAAAAAAGCUAAAAAUAAUUAUAUCAACAACGAC
Hansenula anomala is the source of this 792-nucleotide messenger RNA. RefSeq lists its product as uncharacterized. The record is from RefSeq and is a predicted model, not a curated record. The annotation marks the transcript as partial. The transcript has a single exon. NCBI's taxonomy places the organism in Eukaryota, Fungi, Ascomycota, Saccharomycetes, Phaffomycetales, Wickerhamomycetaceae.